CCCGCAGCAGGUAGCAGCGGCUUGUGCUUAACGCCAUUGGACGCUGCGCCAUGCUAAAACACUCUUGGCAUGGGCGAAAGCCUACUUCAUCAAGAGACUGAAGGACAGUCCCAGGCUUCCAGGGUGCAGAAUCGAAAUGAAUUUGGCUCAACUGCUUGUGUUCUCAGCCCAGCUGCAUUCCGUCCUCAGCAAAGCAGGGGAUCAAUACACUUCUUUUGCCGGCCCUUUCUUGGCUUAUGUUCAUCGGCUGUACCCGUGCCAAACGAAUGGUUCAACAACCCUCCACAUCCGCGCCAGUCACUUCAACCCAGCCAAACCGUGGAUGAAGCAGACACUCACGGGGAACACCAGUAUGACAUUCACCAUCACGGACGUUUAUUGGGGGCGUGCACGCAUGGACGUCCGCUCCAACAACCAAUGGAAAGAGAACGCCUUCGUCUUCAAGCUGCCCGGAGGCGCUUGCUCGAUCCUGAGAGGCAACAUCCCAUCGCUGUUCCGCAUCCUCUACAACGGCGUUGCGGCGGACCCCAAGUCACCCUGUCGGAUACCAAAAGGCACCUACGAGUUCGAGGACGAGCCUGUCGAUUGGGUGUUUCCCAAUGCGCCAAUCAUGCCCUAUGGAUUUUAUCGCUUUUUGGGAUCAUUCGGGCUAGGCUCCACGAUAGAGACGUGUAUUACAGCUGAAUGUCAAAUUAUUCCUAAAGUAGUUUAGGAAUGCAGACUUAAACAUCGUAGGUCUGGAAUAAUUCGUUUACAAUUUUCAAAAAGACUCUGGAAGCGUAAAAAUAAUUAACUGCACGGAUCGUAGUAGACUGCCGAAACAGUUUUGUUUCAGAACUCAAUUCCGUUAACUUCCGAGUGGUCUGAAAUUUCAGAACUUUGGGAUACUGCUGUCAGUAUAAGUGUCCCCACAAAGCGGGAGUCACGUUUCAGAACAAUCACCACUUAGUCUAUACUGUUAUGCAACGGAUGUGUACAGACAAAAGUCUACCGAGCAUCGCUUAAUAUUAUAAAGAAAUCGUACGCAUUGCCUCGUAGUACGAAGCAAAAUCCACCGUAAAAUGAACCAUUUCUUCAUGAUUCGAAGCAUGUGGGUUGGUUCGCCGAGAUGUGGGAAUUUGAGGCACGGGAUUUCCAAGAUUUUAAUGUGCGGCUUUUCGGAUGAAAUUUUGCAGGCUCAUUCAAGAUGGCUCUAGAAUGGUCCCCAAGAAAUAUCAAAGCUUAAUUCGUUCCAGUUUUGUUUCAAAUGGCUUAACACUAGAACCGCUGACUUUUUUGUAUACCUAGAACCGCGGAAGGGGUCAUUUUGACCCCCCAUUUUUUCUGCCCGUAUUUUUUUAAUUUUGCUCAUGUUAUGGGCCCUUAACGAUGUAAAAUGAUGUAUCUGAGAUCAACAAUGAUAUUUUGAGUUAUAUAGGGCCUUAAAAGGCCAAAGGUAGGCAACCCGCAUGGCACGAAUAACCUGUUUUGCUCCUUUUCUACCAUUUUUGGCCCGUCCCUUGUAUUUUUUUUGUUAAAAAAAUGACGGAGGGACGGAGUAUGAUCCAUGCUGUGCGUCCGUCCGUUCGUUCGUCCGUCUGAGGACUUCCCCUGGUCCGAUCUUGACCAAAUUUGAUAUGCAGCCUACUUGGGUGACCCUUCAGAACCGCCCGCUGGCAGCAAAUCCGAUUCGAGCCCCGGGGGCGCUGCUGCAGGUGCAUCAUGGUCUACCUUAGGUCGAGGAGGAUUUCGGCAACGGAUGCAGCUAGAAGAGCAUGAAGGGAAAUUUUUUGAAUCGGGGUGACGAGACAAAACCAACGGUGCCAGUUUCAAGCGGAUCGGAGAGGUUUGAACCCGGGUUCGAAUCCCAGUGGGGUACAUUAAGAACAUUCCUUUUAUUCUAGUUUUUGCAUUGUUGUUGAUGUGUAUGAGGGUGCUGAUCUAAUUUAUGCUGAUCUAAAAACAUCUAUUUUGACCCCAGACUCAGGUUCAAGUCCCGUCCGGAUUAAAAAUAGGCGAAAUUAGUACAUUCCUCAAUGUACGGGACGGGCCAAAGUUGCCGAUGUAUAUCGCAACUUUUCCUGUUAUUCAGUGUAGGGAUGGGUACUAAGUGACGUAGAUUUUUUACCAGAUGAUACCUUUACACUUGAAACGUAUCUGAAACUAUUAGACACAUAAAGGUGACACCGUGCUUUUACUGCUGAGUCCAGAAACCAAGCGGUAUCCUAACAAUAAUACAAUAAUAUUAGGGUGGUGGCUGCUGGGCGGGAUCGUGAGUGUCGCAUGGCAGGCAGUCUGCUCGAAACAUCGACAAUACCUCGCGGGUACAGCGCGAGCGGCACCGGCCAACAAUCCCCUGCCCCGGGUACAGCGCGCACAGAACAGCAACAAUGUCUCACGGCUCGGCCGGUGCAAGCCACAGCUCGGUUCGCACCGACAUUGGCCAGCUCGCUUAGGUCCAUGUAUAUUAUUGGGCUAUCUAUUUAUUUCAUACACAGUUAUAAAAAAGCCCGAACUACUACCUCGAAGAAAACCAAACGAGUAUCAUCUGCUUUCAUUAACGUUCGUUGAAUGAGAUUUUUUUAUUCUACAGAUACCUUACGCGGAACACACGCAUCUUGCAUACAUUUAGGCGUUUGCUCGGCGGGUCGCCUAUGCCGUUGGCCAAGUUAGGUCUCCCAGGGCAGUCCAUAGCACUCCCAAAUGAUUCACCACUAAAAUUGACGCUUGUGACGCUUUUUUAUUGCCAAAAUUCGAACUUCCUGAGUGCAAACAAUACAGGGGUCAAAAUGACCCCUGCCGCGGUUCUAGGUAUAUUGUUGUCCUACGCCCACAAAAAUGGUCCGACAGAGCCGAAAUUUCACUCAAAUGUUCUUUUCUUGUAUUUAUAAAAAGUCAAAAAGCCCCAAAUCCGAGAAGAAAAAAAUAAGUCAGAAAAAUUUAUGACGAAAAUUAAAAGGGGUCAAAUUGACCCCCUCCGCGGUUCUAGUGUUAAAUGUUGAAAGCGUACUUUGGGUCGAUGUUUGUUACACGCGCGUCGACGUUUGUUACACGCGCGUCGACGUUCGUUACAUUCAAGUGGUUUGGGUGGAAUUUCAAAGUGGACAAAACUGACAUCUAUUUAUAGAAAUCGAUUCGUCUGAUCAGGACAAACAAAAAAUCCUAACAUAUGUAAUAGGCUUGGAUGCGAAAUAAACAAGUAUUUAAGCUUCAAAAGAGCAGUAACAGGCGUCGACGCCGGGGUCCUGGCUGAUUACAUCCGAUUACAUCAUUACACUUUAUAAAAACCAUCUAUUUCGCAAGGAAAUGCCAAAUUUGCUUGUACGUAACAGACGCUGUAUGGUGUAAAUAGGUCAAAUGAAGCGGCAAACAUGACCUUGUCCCAGUAUUUGAAAAUGUUUAUCCGAGGGAGGUCGAAAUUACGCGUUGGCGAUUACAGGUUUAUGAUAGCGAGUUACGGCAAAGCGACUGUUUUGAACCUACCAUACUCCUGUAAAAGUAUUUCCACCGUUGCAGUUUUGUUUAAUAUCAAUUUCGAAGCCGAAUAGGGUUGGCGCUUGGUUCGGUGCAGGCACAAAGCACGCUUAGAGCCGCGAAAUACAAAUGCCGGUAGCAAGUGACGCAAUUUGCGGACAAAACUUAUCCUCCACUUUACGAACGAACGAAUCGACUCGAGGUUUCGGGACUUAGGUUAAAAUGUAGGUUAAAGUGUCCACUCUCGAAAACACAAAAAACUUUGGGUGGUUUAACGGCGUUAUAAGGAAUUAGAUUUCACAUUGUGUUUCAAUCGGGGAUUCGGACACCGACAAAACGGCCAUUUUUGUACCUUUCCGGCGGUAUUUGUGGUACAAGCAGUCAAAAAUUUUGUCUGAAAACAUGUACAUGCCUUUCUCUGAAGGUGUUUUGUUGUUACAUAAGGGGUAUUUGCUGAUAGGAAGUCCGUGCAGGUGGUAAUUUAGCUAAACAUCUUUGAUUUUAAAAUUUCCACAUUUUGACGAACCAACCCACAUGUACAAUGCCUUCAUUUCCUUCAUAGUUACGAAGCAAAGGCUUCGCAGACUUUAGUGAGUUUGACGGCAUAUUUGUUAGAUUGUGAAUUUUGUUACGUUUGUUUUUGAAUGCGAUGUCACAUGCGUUUGAACGCGACAUGCCUGUUAAUUGAGGAUGUCACAUUUGUUUGAACGUGACUCGGUCGUUAAAUGAGGAUGUCACAUCCGUUUGAACAUGGACGAACCUUCGAAUGCAUGUGACCCCACAUUGAAACGAAUUGACCAAAACUCUUAUUCUCGAAUAAGAAGUCGCAUUCGUUGAUUUACGGAGCAAUGUGUGAUGUCUCUUCAGAAUUUCUAUCAAGUUUCAUUGUUCAGAUGAAAUGUUAUUCAAACAGGUCAGCGUAAGGAUCAAUAUU
Messenger RNA from Thrips palmi, 4387 nucleotides. RefSeq lists its product as uncharacterized. The transcript has 5 exons. NCBI's taxonomy places the organism in Eukaryota, Metazoa, Arthropoda, Insecta, Thysanoptera, Thripidae. The coding region runs from base 137 to 712 and encodes 191 amino acids. The record is from RefSeq and is a predicted model, not a curated record.